Molecule: messenger RNA, 3097 nt
Organism: Condylura cristata (star-nosed mole)
Lineage: Eukaryota; Metazoa; Chordata; Mammalia; Eulipotyphla; Talpidae
Gene: TRIM32
Product: tripartite motif containing 32
Exons: 2
Coding region: 127-2088 (653 amino acids)
Molecular function (GO): protein binding; zinc ion binding
Source: RefSeq, a predicted model, not a curated record
GGGCGGGUGGGCUAGCGACGGUGGACGCGUCGGAGCCGCGGGCGGUCAGGACUUGACCCUCCAGAGCAUGAAUGCUAAGCUGUUUAGUUCCGAGCUGUGCUAGCAAGACCCUUCAAAGAAAGAGCAAUGGCUGCUGCAGCAGCUUCUCAUCUGAACCUGGAUGCCCUCCGGGAAGUGCUGGAGUGCCCCAUCUGCAUGGAGUCCUUCACCGAGGAGCAGCUGCGGCCCAAGCUUCUGCACUGUGGCCACACCAUUUGCCGCCAGUGCUUGGAGAAGCUACUGGCUAGUAGCAUCAAUGGGGUCCGCUGUCCCUUUUGCAGCAAGAUCACCCGCAUUACCAGCCUGACGCAGCUGACAGACAACCUGACAGUGCUGAAGAUCAUCGACACGGCUGGGCUCAGCGAGGCCGUGGGGCUGCUCAUGUGCCGGGCCUGUGGGCGGCGACUGCCCCGGCAGUUCUGCCGCAGCUGUGGCAUGGUGUUAUGUGAGCCCUGCCGGGAGCUGGACCACCAGCCUCCUGGGCACUGUACACUCCCUGUCAAAGAGGCAGCUGAGGAGCGGCGCCGGGACUUUGGAGAGAAGUUGGCCCGCCUGCGUGAGCUUAUGGAGGAGCUGCAGCGGAGGAAGGUAGCCUUGGAAGGUAUCUCCAAGGACCUUCAGGCCCGGUACAAAGCAGUGCUGCAGGAAUAUGGCCAUGAGGAGCGCAGGAUCCAGGAGGAGCUGGCCCGCUCUCGAAAGUUCUUCACAGGCUCCUUGGCUGAGGCUGAGAAGUGCAAUAGUCAAGUGGUAGAGGAGCAGAGUUACCUGCUUAAUAUUGCAGAGGUGCAGGCUGUGUCUCGCUGUGACUACUUCCUGGCCAAAAUCAAGCAGGCAGAUGUGGCACUCCUGGAGGAGACAGCCGAUGAGGAGGAGCCAGAGCUCACCGCCAGCCUGCCCAGAGAGCUCAUCCUACAGGAUGUGGAGCUCCUUAAGGUUGGCCAUGUUGGCCCCCUCCAAAUCGGGCAGGCUGUUAAAAAGCCACGAACAGUCAACAUGGAAGAUUCCUGGGCCAUGGAGGCUGCAGCUUCUGCUGCCUCUUCCUCUGUUACCUUUAGAGAGAUGGACAUGAGCCCUGAGGAAGUAGUUGCCAGUCCUAGGGCCUCACCUGCUAAACAGCGGGGUUCAGAGACAGCCACCAAUAUCCAGCAGUGCCUCUUUCUCAAGAAGAUGGGGGCCAAAGGCAGCACUCCAGGCAUGUUCAAUCUUCCAGUCAGUCUCUAUGUGACCAGUCAAGGGGAAGUGCUGGUUGCAGACCGUGGCAACUUCCGUAUACAAGUCUUUACUCGCAAAGGCUUUCUGAAGGAGAUCCGCCGCAGCCCCAGUGGCAUUGACAGCUUUGUGCUGAGCUUCCUUGGGGCUGAUUUGCCUAAUCUCACGCCUCUCUCAGUGGCCAUGAACUGCCACGGACUGAUAGGUGUGACUGACAGCUAUGACAACUCCCUCAAGGUAUAUACCUUGGAUGGUCACUGCGUGGCCUGUCACAGGAGCCAGCUCAGCAAACCCUGGGGCAUCACGGCCCUUCCAUCCGGCCAGUUCGUGGUAACUGAUGUGGAAGGUGGAAAGCUCUGGUGCUUCACUGUUGACCGAGGAGCAGGUGUGGUCAAAUCCAGCUGCCUCUGCAGUGCUGUGCGGCCCAAGUUUGUCACCUGUGAUGCCGAGGGCACCGUCUACUUCACCCAGGGCCUGGGCCUCAAUCUGGAAAACCGGCAGAAUGAGCACCACCUGGAGGGGGGCUUUUCUAUUGGCUCUGUGGGCCCUGACGGGCAGCUGGGUCGCCAGAUCAGCCACUUCUUUUCCGAGAACGAGGAUUUCCGCUGCAUAGCGGGCAUGUGUGUGGAUGCCCGUGGUGACCUCAUCGUGGCUGAUAGCAGUCGCAAGGAAAUUCUCCACUUUCCUAAGGGUGGGGGUUACAGUAUCCUCAUUCGAGAGGGGCUCACCUGCCCUGUGGGCAUCGCCCUCACCCCUAAGGGGCAGUUGCUGGUCUUGGAUUGUUGGGAUCAUUGCAUCAAGAUUUACAGCUACCAUCUGCGAAGAUACUCGACCCCAUAAGGAACGAGAAGUGCCAACUCACCAGCCUGCUUUCCUUCCCAUACCCCUUAGGUGUUGAUGGUACGGUAGAGUAGACUCAGUCUGUGUCCUGUUUCUAUUGGCUACUUCUAGAGUCGUGGAAGACUUAUCUUUUAGUGCUUUUUUUUUGCAUUUUUGUCCUCGAGUUUAGAGCUUUAAUAGAUGUGAUGCCUCAAAUAGUACACGUGGUGGAAUUAGCUGGUUUUUUAUUAGAACUUAGGCACUUCCAAGGCUUCAGUAGUUUUUUUAUGUGGUAUAUGAGGUUGCCCUUGUAUUGAAUCCUUGUUUAUUUUCCUCAUUUGGCUUUGACAACCCUGUUCGUUAUUUUUUCCCUCUAUACUUCCUACUAUGCUUCAUCUGUGACACUUUCGCUUGAGCUCUGCUGUGCUCACUGUGCAGGCCCCAGCAUGCAUCUUCUCCACCUUUCACUGAGUUUCAGGCAUCGUAUCCCUGUGGCAUGAUGUCUCAGAUCUGACCCCAGCCCACUUAACAGCUCAUUCACUUAAUGCCAGUAGGUGACAGUCUCAUCCAGAAGCUGAACCUUUCAGCUCUGAGGGUUUUGUGCUUUUUUAGAUUGCUCUCUAAAUGCAGAUAUGCCAGAGAAGGGAGAGGCCCUAGUUGGUUGGCGUUGAAGCCUUUAGUCUAGAAAUUGCUUGUCUUUUAGAGGAGCGUGUGGAUUGGAACUACACCAAGGAGGAAGAUGGGAAUAAACAAACACAUGCUAAGAAGCAGUGCACACUCUUGGAUAGUCUCCAGGGCUCAUCAUUUUUCAUACUCUUCCCCCACUGACCUGUGUGCUAAGAGCUGUCUAAGAAAUUGUGCAACACAGGCCAGUGCAGACACCUGGGGAGGUGGACACAUCUAAUUUUCAUGACUAAAACAAAACUGUUGGAUCCUGAUUCUGUAUUUUCCUCAAGUGAGUACAUAAUUCUUGGUUCAAGAAUUUACUUCCAUUCUCUGUCAAACAUUAAAUAAUUGAUAAAUUUCUUCA